UGUCCUACAGUUACGGGUAGCCGCAGGCAGGUCCGAAGUCACCCAGAGCUAGUCAGUCUGCCCCGGGCUAGUGAGUGUAUGUGUUGUGUGUACGGUGACUACAGUGAGUGACAUGGUGUACUACAACCCCGUCAUGUAUGGUCAACACCCCGGGUGGUACCAAUCUCCCCAGCAGCAGUACCUCAGCUGUAUGAUGGAGGCUGCAGAGCAUCAGUGGCCCCAACAUCACCCGUGGCCGAUAAAACACGAGAUGUCCAGCGGCGGCAGUGACUUCUCUAGCCCAAGCCCUGCUUUCAGUCCCGUCUUGCCGAACAUCCCCGGUCUCUCUUACACUCCUACUGUGCCUCAGAGUACUCCCAGCCCGCGUCCUUCCUUCUCUCAACCUCCCCGACAGACGCAGAGCCCGUACAGUUGGCUGAAGGAGCCAAGCUACAAAACUCAGCCAAAUAACCCAGGAAAGACGCGGACGAAAGACAAGUAUCGGGUAGUGUACACAGAUCACCAGCGCCUGGAGCUGGAGAAGGAGUUCCACUACAGUCGCUACAUCACCAUCAGACGCAAGGCGGAGCUGGCCACCAACCUCGGACUUUCCGAGCGCCAGGUUAAAAUCUGGUUCCAGAACAGACGAGCUAAGGAACGCAAGCAGCUCAAGAAGCGAGAAGAACUCCUCCACAAGGAGAAGAUGCAGCAGCUCGCCAUGUUGUGAAUUCUGUCCUCCCGCGUGGUGGUUAUUGUUUAUAGUGUAAUUUUUUAUUUAACUUUUUUAUUAUAAUUAUUAGUCACUAUUCUGUAAAUAAAACUUAGUUUUGUACAGUUCCUUGUUAUAUAAAUGUAUGUUUAAGGUAUUCAUAAUGUAUUGUUGCUUAUUAAUUAAUGACAUUUGUGAAAAAACGUGUUUUGUUCCAAGACAUGUAGACUGUAGAUUUAUCACUUAUACAGUUGACUGUAGCUAACAAUCCCGUAAUCAUGCUGACCAAAAGAAGUUUUGUCGUGAUUGCCAAAUAAAUGUAGAGUUUUAUUAAUAAAUUCUAUAUUAAUGUGCUUUAUUAAGUAAGAAUUUUGAUUAAGUUUUAAAAUGUAUAAAUAUUUGAAAUGGCUAACGAACGUAUUGUAUUGACAUUCAAUUUGCAAUUGUGAUGUUUAGGUUUUACUUGUAUUUUUAGUACUAUUUUCUCUAAUAGUACGCCUAUGUAGUUAUAUUUAAAUUCGUUACUGGACAAACUAAAUUAUUUAACAUUUAAGUACUAAUUAACUAAUUAUUCAAACAUAUGCAUAGUGUUUAUGUACUAUGUUAUCUUGUAUUUGAAAUAUUGUACUUAAAAGUUCUUGUGAGUAUAUUAAUUUUAUUUUAUUUUGUUCUAUUUUACAUUUACAGCAGUAGUAAGAAUAUGUGUUGCUUACGAAUGAAGAUUAUUGUCGUACGUUGUGGAAAGUCACAAGUAUAUUGAGGUGACAUUUUUGUUAUUUGAUGUCUUAAAAGUUAUACAUUUUGUUCAUAGAUUUAAAUUUACACGUGAUUUCAUUUUUAUUGAAUUCAGUUUCUUUCUUUCAUUGACAUGUGCGACAAUUAAACUCGCUGAAAUUGUAUUUUCACUUUUGACAAAUUGAGCUGUUGAUAAAAUUAGCCAAUAUUAUAUUCUAAACUAAAAUAUGUAUUUUGAAACCAGUUUAACGUUUACAUUUUUGUACAGUGAUUGUUUAGCACAUACCCUAACAUGAAUGUUUCAUACACAAUGUUAUCACGGACUUUAGCGAGCUGUAAAAUUAUUGUGCCUUGUUAGAAGUGUUUGCUUCUUUAGUUUAUUUAUUACUUCAAUUGUAGAAUAGUUUUUUUUGUAAAUAAUUCGGAGUACUACCUUCAUGUUAAUAGUUGUAUCAAAUACAUUUGUAAAAAAGAUAUUAAAACAACACUUAAAUACACAAUACAACUAAUCAAUUUACUGAUA
Molecule: messenger RNA, 1946 nt
Organism: Homalodisca vitripennis (glassy-winged sharpshooter)
Lineage: Eukaryota; Metazoa; Arthropoda; Insecta; Hemiptera; Cicadellidae
Product: homeobox protein CDX-1-like
Exons: 3
Coding region: 113-706 (197 amino acids)
Biological process (GO): embryo development; cell differentiation; animal organ morphogenesis
Cellular component (GO): nucleus
Molecular function (GO): RNA polymerase II transcription regulatory region sequence-specific DNA binding; DNA-binding transcription factor activity, RNA polymerase II-specific
Source: RefSeq, a predicted model, not a curated record